This is a messenger RNA of Cuscuta campestris, 1062 nucleotides long. NCBI's taxonomy places the organism in Eukaryota, Viridiplantae, Streptophyta, Magnoliopsida, Solanales, Convolvulaceae. The record is from the annotation of a GenBank genome assembly.
AUUUGGCGAUUAAAGAAACAUGGGAUCGGAGGCCAUCCAGACCAGUCCGCCGAUUAAAAUAAUUUGUGUGAGAAGAACACAAAACAAUUUUAUCCAACAAUUCGAUCGUAGAAUAAUUCUCUGCACACAAUGGAAGAAAACCUUCAAAGAUUCUUCAAGGUUUUGAUGCCCGGCUUUCAUACCAAAAUUAUGCUUCCCCCAGUGAUGGACAAUGAGGAGUCAUUGAUUGGAGAGGAGGCAAAGGAGAGUGAGUUAAUCAGCAGAAAGGGAAGAUGGAAGGUCACAAUAAAGAAAAGUUGUGAAGGGAGUCUUUGGUUCACAGAUGGGUGGGGAGAGUUUGUGAGACAACAUGACUUGGCUUUGGGUGACUUUGUGGUCUUUAAACACAUUGGCGCCCUACGGUUUAAGGUCACUCUCUUUGAUCCCACUUGCUGCGAGAAAGACUUCCCUGCCUGUGACCUACAACCACAAACCACUAACAACACUACCAAAUUGAAAGCGGAUGACGACGAAGGAGUACAAGGGCAGAAACAGAACGAUCAGAAACCAAACAACUUGGGCGUUUUAACAAGAAAAAGAGGUCGUCCAGUGGAGAAUAAAAUUUCAUUGGAUCAAAGUCAACUUUCAGUAGUAAUGAAGUCUUACAACCUCCGAACCACAGGCUCUUAUUUGGUUUAUGACUUUUAAUGAGGCACACAUUGGAUGGAAUUUAAAGGCUUUGUUCCUGGCUUGCUGCGUAAUAAGCCCUUGCAUAAAGACUUUUGCCAAGCAAAUGGGCUGAAUGAGAACAAGAGAAUAAGAUUGAAAGGGCCGAGUGGGGAGUGCGAAGUUAACUUCUUGCGCGGUAAGAGUCUCUUACCUAUGCAAGGGCUGGGAUCAGUUUAUUGUAAUGAACAAACUUAAAACAGGAGACACAUGCGUCGUGAAACCCCGCAACACCUCUCUAGGUUGCACUGCAAUUGAUAUUGACAUUCAUCGGGUGAUAUGAUCCACCCACCCUGAAAUUAUACGUAGUAUUAUAAUGUAUAUUUGGUGUUCAUCACCGAUAAUAUUUCUCCAUUU